AUGGAGGGUUACGGGAACAUGAAGGCGGCGCCUGAGUUAGUGGAUUCGAAGACGUCGAUGUGGUGGGACAUGGACACCUGUCCGGUUCCCGAUGGGUAUGAUGCUCGUCGGAUCCGUCCAAGUAUAGAAUCGGCGUUGAAGGAUUUAGGGUACUUGGGUCCUGUAACCAUCUCCGCCAUGGGCAACCUAGAAAAGACCCCAGCUCACGUCCUGCAAGGCCUCUCUUCCACUGGAGUCGAUGUUACACACACCGUUUCCAGUACGGUGGGUCCAUACAUUUUAUAUGGUUAUAUGGAAUUCAAACGCCUUAAUCCACCUCCGGCAACAAUAAUGAUCAUAUCCGAUAAAGUGGAUGAUGAAUUGGCUCCCGUUCUUUGUCGGGCUCAACAAAUAACGGGUGGAUAUAACCUUGUUGUGGCACAUACAUGUACUAUGCGGAAAUGGACGCAAGCCCUGUACACUACUGCAGAGUGGUUCUGGAAAAUCAUACUGGGGGAUGAUCAACAGCUUCAGAAUUUCAGUGAAUCUGGUGAAUCUACCAAGUUUUUAUGCCAAUCAUGCCAAUUUACUGCCCCAGCCGUUACAAAUUUCACCUCGCAUCUCUCCACUGAUAUACAUAAACAGAAGGAGUUGAAUAUUAUCGAGUCUAGGUCAUGA
Microthlaspi erraticum is the source of this 657-nucleotide messenger RNA. The record is from the annotation of a GenBank genome assembly. Lineage: Eukaryota; Viridiplantae; Streptophyta; Magnoliopsida; Brassicales; Brassicaceae.